This is a messenger RNA of Helicoverpa zea (corn earworm), 4242 nucleotides long. Its product is annotated as forkhead box protein J1-like. Gene Ontology annotation, biological process: regulation of transcription by RNA polymerase II. The record is from RefSeq and is a predicted model, not a curated record. NCBI's taxonomy places the organism in Eukaryota, Metazoa, Arthropoda, Insecta, Lepidoptera, Noctuidae. The coding region runs from base 141 to 1265 and encodes 374 amino acids. Gene Ontology annotation, molecular function: DNA-binding transcription factor activity, RNA polymerase II-specific; RNA polymerase II cis-regulatory region sequence-specific DNA binding. The transcript has 3 exons.
GACACCAUGGCGGGGGGGCGCCGCUGACCGCCGCGACGUCACUCCGGCCGCGCCGUCGCCGAUCGAUUCCCUCCGGACAUCUUGGACAACACCGUCCACCACCUUCUAUUCUCUCAGGGCGAGCGAUGUAGUUGGCCACGAUGCAUAUAACGUCAGGCCUGUCUCCGGCGUCCGGCGAGAUGCUGGACACGACGUCGCUCAACUUCUAUGGCGAUGCGGGAGAUCAGUACGGUACGACGUACUUUGCCGUCGACCACACGGUCCCCGAGUCAUCUCACACCGUCGAGAUAGAAUACGUGUACGAGCAACCAGAAACGUACGCAGUUAGCCACGAAGAUUUAGAAAAGGAUGCAGCUCAAACUGAAACAGUUGCUGCUGCAGAUCAAGAUGAUUACUCUAAAAAGAUACGAACGAAACACAAGCCGAGCAAGAUGGUCGUAGAUGAAGAACCAGAGGCUGAUUUAACGAAUUUGACAUGGCUGCAAAACAUAACGAAUAUUAUGUCGGUGCCGCAGUUUCCAAUACCGCCGAUGUCGCCAGGGCCGCAGGUGAAGCCACAGCCGCAGAACACGCGGCUGCAGAAGUUCAACCAGACGAUAGCGAAGUGUCAGAAGGACUUCACGGAGAACAAGCACGAAUACCGGACGAACAGUGAGAAGAAGCCUCCGUACUCGUACAGCACGCUGAUCUGCAUGGCCAUGCGGUACAACAACGACAAGAUGACGCUCUCCGCGAUAUACUCGUGGAUCCGGGAGAACUUCAAGUACUACAGGAACGCCGAUCCCACAUGGCAGAACUCCAUAAGGCACAACCUGUCUCUAAACAAAGUUUUCGUGAAAGUAGCUCGAUCAAAACACGAGCCAGGCAAGGGUGGUUUUUGGAAACUCGACCUCGCACACUUAGAAGGAACCAAACGAAUCUCAAAUAGACCUCACAAGAAGAAGAAAGCAUCUGCUAAAGAUAAGGUCACAGAAGAAAAGACUGCGAUAGCGAACAUACCAAAAGUGAACGCGGUCGAAGAGAUUUCUAAUGAAAUAAAUCAGGCUGUGACGCUGCAUUUGCCGGAUUUCAAUAUUGGCAGUAUUCAGAGUCUGCCUGACAUAGACUUGGAGACGAACAUUGGCGCCAACGUGAUCGUAGAGCCAGCUAUACCACCUCCUUUGAUCCCAGAAGAUGAUCUCUCGUCCCUUCUUUUGAACCCAACGGACUGGGACGACCUACAACUGGACAUGUUGGACAAUUACCUGGAUUCUUGUUUCAAGUAAGAUUUUACGCAUUUAUUGUUAGUCAGAUUCGAUGUUAGUGAGUGUACAGUUUCGUGUUAGGAGUAGGCGACGUAAUAUUUUGUUUGAAAAAAAAAAACUGGCGUUUUUUAAUGUUGUCCGAUUUCGUAUAUAACUACGACGUAAACUAUAGUGUACUGUGUAGUAGGUACUAAUAUUCCUGUUUAUCGCGGAUUUUUCAUUAAAGUGCGGAAAAAAUUGAAAUAUCGUUGGUUCUUAUAUAAAUGCAGUCUUUCAGGUAAUUUUGUGGCUUAAAUCCGUCCCCGGUAGGUUAAUAAUUAUUGAAAUAUUAUAAAAGUUUAGCUUUUGGAACAGUGAACAGUAGAGAAAGGGGAUAACGACUUUUAAAUAAGUAUUUACUUGAUUGAUUUGUAAAUGAUACAUAAUUUAGUCUAGUCAAAAAAGGCUUAUGCGAAAGAAUAGGUAAGUAUUAUGACGUUGAAUUUGUUUUUUUUUUAUAUAUAAAAUGUAGGGAAACUUCGUAUUAGGGGACACUUAUUUUGAUUCUACAAUUUGCAUUUAAACAAGUCAGUAGCUGUUAGAUUUUUUUAUCACAUUUUUACGUCAUUCAAGUCAAUAAUUUAUUAUACAUGUCUCUAUAUGUGUGUACUAUUUAUAAUUUUAAAGAACUGUGUUAAUUGUUUUUAUUAUUGAAAUUAACGUCAAAUCAAUUAAUAACAAGCAGUCAAAAUAUCGGCACACUUCGCAUGCGAAGUGGAUGUUCAUUUUACAAUAAUGAUAUAAUAUUUAAAGCUCAAAGUAUCAAAUACUGCAAAAGAAUUGUCUCAAAAUUAAUAAUUUUGCUCAAUGAAAGCUCAGUCGAUUGCCUAACAAAUUGGGCUAUCUAUUUGAAAACAGUAUUAUGCACAAUUAAUUGUAGCAAUGUUUUAAGUAAUUAAUAUUAGUAUAUAUAUUUACUCGAUAAAAUGUAUAUUUAUUAGAGAGCGUUAUGUAGACAGCAACUUAUUAAAAACGCCUGAUAAAACGUAAGCUUAUUGAUGGCGGAAAUUAAUAAAAAAACAUUUUCAAGUUUGAAAACAUAUCAGUUGCUGAUCUACUAUUCUCUAUUUAAAUGUAAAAAAAUGUAUACAAUGACGCAUUUACCGCUCAGUAUUAUGAUGUACAAAGUAUUACCUAAUAAAUUAUUAUUUUUAGUUAUUAAGAAGUGUGGCAAUAUUUUAUAUAUAUUUUAAUUAUAAUUAUAAACUACUUAAAAAGCAUUAUCAGAUAAUCCGUCCAGUAUUAUAUGAGAGUUUUGCUCAGGAAAAUAUCUAAGUGUUGUAAAGCAUUAAAUGCCUGAAAAGGUUUUUUCUAUAAUAUGUUAAUAUUUUGAUUGAGAAUUGAGAGUAAGUAAUUUAUGUAUUUUGCAAUAUUCAGAAAAGUUUUGUUAAUUAUAAUAAGGGGGUGUCUACUUUUGGAUAUCUAAUUAGUAUUUUUCGGAUUGUAAAUGUGCAGUGAUGCAAACAUUGAAAAUUAAAAAAAAAUGCACUAUUAGUUUUUUUUAUAUACCGGAAUAAUGACGCAUAAAUAUUUACUAUUACUUAUUAUUUAUUUAUGGUUAUGGUAAAUAAUAUAUUUCCUAAAAAUAAAUGUUAAUACAAUAUUGCAUAUCCAAAAAGCACGAAAAUAUGAUUUUGAUUUAACUUGCACAAAUAGUGAUUAUGGUGUUUAACAUUAUCUAAAGUUUAGAUUAAGGUUGCCUGUCCACCGGAGCGCAGCUAGGCUGCGGAGUGGAGAAACUGAGAAAUAUUAACCAAUAAGAUUGCACAAAAUCUCCGCUCCUCAAUCCUAUUGGUUAAUAUUUCUCAGUUUCUCCACUCCGCAGCCUAGCUCCGCUCCGGUGGACAGGCACCCUAAUAUAUAUGUAGAUAAAUCUUCCGUCCGUGAGUGUCUUAAGCUUAUUAUAGAAUUUGUAAAAAUACGAAAAUGUUGUAAUAAUUCAAACGGCAUUCUUUGCCUUUCUAGAAUUUUGUCAAGGGGUAUUGUUGAUACAUACCUACUUAUUAAAUUAGUAAAAUACAGAAAAGAAAUUAUUCAAUUUUUAUGAAGAAUCGAUGGCCUUAAUGUUGCCCCAUGUUUGUGAAUUUUCAGUGUCUUAGUAAAAAUAGAACUUAUUAAUGAUGAAAAGCGUGUAUAAUCAACGUCCCAUAUCUACGUGUAGCUAUUAUAUUUAUAAUAUAGAUAUAUAUUUAUUAAUGAGAUAUUAUAGUGUAUCCGAUAAUUACUUAUGGCAGAUCUUUUAUCUAAUUGGCGGGAGAAACAAGUGUUAAAAAAACAGGCGUAUUUUGUCAGUCGUUAAAAAAUAGUCACUUUGCGAAACGACUAUUUUUUGCUAAGUGCCUGUAACAUUUCCUAGUCAUUAUAAUAUUUGUGUUUACGUGUUUAGAUAUUAGAAAAAAAAAUGUGAAACAAAAUGUGUAUAAUCGUAAUUUAUUUUGUAAUAACUUAUAAACAACAACGUACAUUGUAUGGACGACUGUAUUAUUUGUCUGUUUGAUCAUAAAUAUAUGAAAAUUGGCCAUUCUAAAUAAUGAUGCAGGCGUCUACACAACGGAUAAAAAUAAUUUCUUGUGGCACAAAUUUUCUUAUUGUAUUAUUAAGUUGAAGUAUCAUUGUACUUUAAUAAAAUUAAUCGUAGAAAGAAUAUUUAUAAUAAACCUAUUUACUAUCUGGUUAAUCUAUUUGACACUAUUUAAAAAUUGAUAUCAAAUGCAAAUAUUUACACUUGGGGAAUGUGCCUAAUGAAAAAAGUAUUUCGAAAUAUUUCGAAGAUCAACAUGAAAAUUGAAUGUAUUACAAUUCUUUUUAAUAAAAUGUCUUAAAAAAUAUUAUUUAUUAAAUAGUGUCAAAUCUUUUAUUUGUAAUGUAACGAUUGUUUUGGAAUUGACGCUCAAAAUCCUGUACGCAAUUUCAUGUUUAGAAGUGUCCUUAAUACAUUCAAUAAAGUGUUAAAAUAUAA